Messenger RNA from Thalassophryne amazonica, 1654 nucleotides. Its product is annotated as forkhead box protein N3-like. The record is from RefSeq and is a predicted model, not a curated record. Lineage: Eukaryota; Metazoa; Chordata; Actinopteri; Batrachoidiformes; Batrachoididae. The transcript is spliced from 4 exons. Gene Ontology annotation, biological process: regulation of DNA-templated transcription. Gene Ontology annotation, cellular component: nucleus. The coding region runs from base 446 to 1594 and encodes 382 amino acids. Gene Ontology annotation, molecular function: DNA-binding transcription factor activity; cis-regulatory region sequence-specific DNA binding.
UUUGUGUUUUUCUUAAUUAAUGACUAACAAUUAAUGGUUAUCCAAAAUAAUUGGGUUAUUUAGCAGCUCCCUGGAUUAUUGUGUCUUUAUACCUGCACACUGCUGGUUAUGUGUUUUCAAAAAUGUGAUGCGGUUUUCUAACUCUGCAGUGGACUUUGAUCGGUUCAAUGGAUGGCCGUGGAUAGCUAACAUUUAACCGAUUAGUAUUUUAAAAUUUUGAUUUAUUCUUUACUGUAUUCCCAUUAUAUCUUUUAUGUAUUUGCCUCUAAAAUUAACCUGGAGUGUUCAAACCCUGUGUGUUUGGUUUGUUCUUCUAAAAGUUAGCUUUAUUGUUUCUUUUCAGAAGCUCUUCAUCAAUCAUUUCUCAGAUCAGUAGUUCAUUAAAUCAUCUCUGUCUUAUCUUUCAGCAGCUAAAACACACUGGAGAUUUCCACAAAGGAGAGAGAUGGACAACACUUCACAUACACUGCCUUACUUAUCUUCAUGCCCAAACACUUUUGGAGGUUAUCUGCCUUUCCCCUCCUCUCCCCACAAGAUCUGCUCCAAUGGUUCACUCCUGAUCUCAGCUGAUUCAUUGCCCUCGCCUCCUAUCUCACUUUCUCCGGCAACAGCAGAAUCCAUUCAGUCUACCUCUCCUCUUUCACACUAUACAAGAUCUCAGUGCUUUAAAGAACAAAACAUACAAGGCCUCAGUCCAGAAUACGCAUCAGAUCAAGACGACCUAACCUGCCUUUCCUGGUUGCAUCAGAGAGGCAAUCUAUUACCACUGCAGCCCUUAUCCAAAAUGACACUGCUGCCUCCGCUAGAGUCAUCAGCACCUGUUCAGUCUGUUCCUUCCAGCUCAUGUAAGCCACCAUAUUCCUUCACUUGUAUGAUUUUUAUGGCAAUAGAAGAUUCACCAAACAAGAGGCUUCCAGUGAAAGACAUCUAUGAAUGGAUAGUGAACAAUUUCCCUUACUAUAAGUCAGCUUCUGGAGGCUGGAGGAACUCUGUUCGACACAAUCUUUCUCUCAGCAAGAGCUUCCAUCGCAUUCAAAGGGACAAACAUCAGUCUGUUGGGAAGGGAUCGCUGUGGUGUGUAUGCCCAGAGUAUCGUCCAGCACUCCUUGAUUUGCUCAAGAAGACCCAUAAAUUUCAAAGUAACAACUGCAAUCUGAUAAACAAGCCUGCACUGUUGGAAGCAGCAGACUACGGCAUGACCUCAAUGUGUGACACUGUGGAUAUUUCAGAAUCUCUUUCCCAAACCCUCCUCAACACACCCUCACCACAACUGACUGCCAAUGAUCCGAAUCUUUGUGAAAACCCAACGUGCCUUUUGACCCCGGAUCAUGAAGAGCUCAUCACCGUGGAGCCAGUUGAAUACAAGCAGGAGGAGGCAAUUGUGGAGAUGGAAUUGGAAUUGGAAAUGGAGAAGGAUCCUCUGUUGGACAGCGGUUAUGUUGAGUUACACUACUACCAGUCUGAUCAGUACCAGUACCUCGUGCUGCCGAACGACACCCAGCUUGAUUUGGAGACUGUUGAGAUCCUUCAGCUCGACACCGAGGCCCAAGAGGCUGCUGGGUCAUUGCUCGAUCUUGCAGGUGGGGGAUAUUAAAAUUACAUCCCAUUUAAGAGUCACAACCAAUGCAAUACUUCACAGCAGUGUAAGCAAAAA